Molecule: messenger RNA, 1476 nt
Organism: Stylophora pistillata
Lineage: Eukaryota; Metazoa; Cnidaria; Anthozoa; Scleractinia; Pocilloporidae
Product: myosin-2 essential light chain
Cellular component (GO): myosin II complex
Molecular function (GO): calcium ion binding
Source: RefSeq, a predicted model, not a curated record
UCCGCAAUUGCUAAACUCGUUUCUUCCCGUUCAGCAAACGCAAAACUGUCAAUUGAAUGAAAUUUGCAUAAUCGUCAGCACCUGUUCAGUACAAAAAAGGACUGAAAACAGAUGUAAUGAAAAACAAAAGCUUGCAGUCUAAACGCGACCGCGCCACUAUAUUCUCCUGUAUUUACACAUCGGGACUAAGCACUAAAACUCUUUUUAGAAAUGUUGGCGCCUGAAGAAUCCAUCGACGAGUGCAAAGAAGCAUUUUAUCUUUACGACCGAAGGGGAGAUAAGAGAGUCGAAUGUAGCCAAAUCGGAGAUGUUCUCCGGGCUCUCGGAACGAAUCCGACGGAAGGAGAAAUUUCAAAAAUUAUUCGUAAUCUCGAUCCUGCUAGUACUGGUAUAAAGCGAGUUAGCUUCGAAGAAUUCUUCCCAGUUUAUCAAAAUCUGCGUGAUCGGAAAAAGAAAAGCGGAGUUGAUCCGGAGUACUUUAUCGAAUGCCUUCGAGUCUUUGAUCGCAACUGUAACGGGCUUGUAAACGCCUCUGAAUUACGUCACGUGUUACGCAGUCUGGGUGACAAGUUGACAGCUGAAGAGCUUGAUCAGCUUUUGGUUGGGUUCGAGGAUAAUCAAGGCCAGGUUAUGUACGAAGAAUUUGUGAAACACAUCAUGUCAGGAUAGAAUCAAGCAGAGAUUAUCAAGAAAAAUAUGUUUUUCCCUUCUUUUUCAUCAUUGCAACCGGGAGAAGACGUUCGUUGAUGACUAGUCAUGAUAGUGUGAAAACGGUCGAAACUUUUUUUAUGAUGUAACCUCAACCUUUCAACUCUAAGAAGCGAUUAAGUUGUAAUUUCUCCUUGAAAUAUCAAUACAUAAUUCACCAUAAAGGUGACGAGUGGAGACGAACGUGUUAGGGAGAGAGUGCCAUCUCGACAACGUCAAUUUCUCUUGAUUUAUUAACAGACAUAAAUCUAUGGCAGUUAGAAUAGAGGAUUAGUGGUCCGAUCUUGGGAGUUCAAGGGUCAAACACAGUCGAAAUUUUAGACUUUAGAGAGGUUUAAAGAAACUUUUAUUUAAAAAUGAUAGGAACCGAAGAAAGUUAUAAGUAAAAAAAAAAUCGCUAUGAGAGAAGAUUCCUUGGUACUUUUCAAUUUAAGGAAUGAAGAAAAAGUUAAAGUAAUCGUCUUGACCAACUCAGCUAGUUCUAAGUCAGGGGGUAUCCAGCUCUCCAGGAAUAGUUGGUAGGGGAAGGGAUUAACCUGUGAUUCAGAUCACACAAGUUGUCUUUUUAACUAUAGCCUGACUAAGCUGAGAAAUAUUCCAAGACAGGUAAAUUUCAAUUACCUUAUUUUGAGAAGUAACAUGCAAUUCUGCCACAGCAAGAAUUUUUGGGUCAGACGGAGCAGUAGAACAAAUUCCACGGAUCUCAUAAGAAAGGGUGCGGACCCCCGGAACCUUCCCUCCUGCAGUGGGGUAGGCCCGUGGAAUUCG